AUGCCUUCCCACACUACCAACUUCGACGUCGCACGCCCCAAGAGCAGCCGCGCCGGCUCCGACGCCAGCUCCUCCAUCUCCACAGACUCCUUCACCACCAGAAGGGCUGUUUCGACGGACUCCCCGCGCCCGUCCAAGCGCAAGUCCUCGAACUCACAGACUGUCAACGUCUACACUCACUGCGGUCGUCACAGCUCCCAGUUCCUGUUCGGCGGCCGCUCGUUCAGCGACAUGGCCCGCCACAUCUUCAAGCGGGACUAA
Messenger RNA from Colletotrichum higginsianum IMI 349063, 261 nucleotides. RefSeq lists its product as uncharacterized. The transcript has a single exon. The coding region runs from base 1 to 261 and encodes 86 amino acids. The record is from RefSeq and is a predicted model, not a curated record. Lineage: Eukaryota; Fungi; Ascomycota; Sordariomycetes; Glomerellales; Glomerellaceae.